Punctularia strigosozonata HHB-11173 SS5 is the source of this 225-nucleotide messenger RNA. RefSeq lists its product as uncharacterized. Lineage: Eukaryota; Fungi; Basidiomycota; Agaricomycetes; Corticiales; Punctulariaceae. Bases 1 to 225 code for a protein of 74 amino acids. The record is from RefSeq and is a predicted model, not a curated record. The transcript is spliced from 3 exons.
AUGAUGAACUCAGACAGCCAACCCCAGCAGCCAACCACUCAGCCCAUGAACCAGGGCGCGGGGGGCAACGGCGACAUGCUUGACAAAGGCGUCGACUUCGCCGAGCGCGAGGCGGGACAUGAACAGAGCCAUGCCACGACCGAGAAGAUCAGUGACGCUGCUCGCACCGGAUACAAAGAUACGACGGGCAAGGACGUUCCCAUCCAGGACAAGCAGUACUCAUAA